Molecule: messenger RNA, 1074 nt
Organism: Colletotrichum higginsianum IMI 349063
Lineage: Eukaryota; Fungi; Ascomycota; Sordariomycetes; Glomerellales; Glomerellaceae
Product: SNARE-complex protein Syntaxin-18
Exons: 3
Coding region: 1-1074 (357 amino acids)
Biological process (GO): retrograde vesicle-mediated transport, Golgi to endoplasmic reticulum
Cellular component (GO): SNARE complex; endoplasmic reticulum
Source: RefSeq, a predicted model, not a curated record
AUGGACAUCACGCCAGUGUUCAAUGAGCUUCUGCGGAAACGCAACGCACCCAUCGUCACGGAGAAGAAGCUCAGCCUCGAAACGAUUGAUGGCUUCCUCAAAGAGGCGUACAGAAUAAACCACCAUAUAACGAGCCUCCACAACGAGCUCAAAGAUGUCCGACAGGCCUACCUCUCAACGGCGCAGCCGCGCAAGACGCACAUCCGACCGGGGAGUAAUGGAAGUCAGCCCCGCCACCUCACCGACCGCGACCGGGAAGAGGUGGACGCCAACGCGAAGCAGAUGCUGCGGGAGUUGAACGCCAGCAUCACGGCGCUCCGGGACGCCGAGGUGCUCCGCCGCGAGACCGAGACCGCCGUCAUCCGCAAGAAAUUCGUCCGGGGCCUGGGCGCGCUCGGCGCAUGGGCGGCCGGCGCCGCUGCGGGAGGCGGCGGCGGCGCAUUGAACGACAGCGGCAAGACGGCGGAGCACCUGGCGGCGGAGGCCAAGGCACGGACGAUCGAGCAGCACCGUGACGAGGUGAUCCAGUCGCUGAGGAGGGGCCUGCAACUGUGCGGGCGCACACAGCAGGACAUGAUGGAGGUGCGGCUGACGAGGGAGAUGGAGAAGAAUCGGAGCGUGCUGGCCAAGGCCGGGGGCGGCAGCGCGAUGCCGGAGCUCGGGGGGUUCUAUGAGUCGAUGAGCAAGAGCGCGGCGAAGGCUGGGCUGCCGCCGGAUGAGGGCAGCAGAUCGUACAGGCCGCAAGAGGAGCUCACUGAGGAGCAGAUCCAGAUGUUCGAAAAGGGGAACCAGGACAUGCUACAGCAUUACAACAGCACGUUGGACAAAGUCAGAACGGCGGAGAAGUCGCUGCUCGAGAUUGCGGAGCUGCAGACGCUGCUGGUGGGCAACCUGGCAACGCAGUCGGCGCACAUUGAGCAGCUCGUGGCGGACUCGGAGAACAUCACGCAGGACGUCGGGGGCGGGAACAAACAGCUCAAGAAGGCGGCCCAGCGGCCCAGUGCGGCGCGGUACACGUUCUUCGCGUCGGCGGGGCUGUGCGCGUUUCUGAUCCUCUGGGACUUGGUUAUAUAG